Messenger RNA from Candoia aspera, 3720 nucleotides. RefSeq names its product refilin B (gene RFLNB). Bases 14 to 613 code for a protein of 199 amino acids. NCBI's taxonomy places the organism in Eukaryota, Metazoa, Chordata, Lepidosauria, Squamata, Candoiidae. The transcript is spliced from 3 exons. Gene Ontology annotation, molecular function: filamin binding. Gene Ontology annotation, cellular component: actin filament bundle. Gene Ontology annotation, biological process: negative regulation of chondrocyte development; negative regulation of bone mineralization involved in bone maturation; actin filament bundle organization. The record is from RefSeq and is a predicted model, not a curated record.
CGGGGCGCGCGCGAUGGUUGGGCGACUCAGCCUGCCGGACGCGCCGGAGCUGCCCGACUCCAAGCGCCGGGCCGAGCGGGCGCUGGACAGUCCGGACUCCGGCCUGCCGCCCAGUCCGAGCCCCGGCAGCUGGCUGGCCAACGGGCUGCCCGAGGCGGACAGCGGGGCGCCGCCGGCCGCCAAGCCCCCGCCGGCCAAGGAGACCUCGUCUUCUCCCAACCCUCUGCGGCUCUGCCCACUCUCCUUUGGCGAAGGAGUGGAAUUUGAUCCGUUGCCGCCCAAGGAUAUAAGAUACACCUCCUUGGUUAAAUAUGACUCAGAGAAACACUUCAUUAACAAUAUUUACAUGCCAGUCCAGCUAGGUGUGUCUUCUUGCAGCCAAACUGUCAUCUGUGUUCCCGACAGCACAUGGCGCAGUUACAAAGCGGAGGUGAAACUCCAGUUGUGCAACAGACCCAGGAAUUUCACCAGCACCACUAUCGUCUACCCCAAGCACACCAAGACUGUGUACACAACUACGCUGGAUUACAACUGCAAAAAAUUCAUGCGGAAAUUCUUGUCCAGUGUGGAGUUGGAAUCAUCUGGAAAUGAUAACAACCUUGACAGCUGUUGACUCUCUCCCUUCUCUGUUGCUGCGACUCAGGUCCCUUCUACACCACCGGUGUUUUCACUUUCAGAACUAAAAAUAGCUUUGGAGUGACCUGCAGACAUCCAUGCCCCUGCAGACAUCCACAGGCCGGGAACGAGGAAGAGAGAACAUCAAACAACCGUUUGCUUUGCUUCCUGCUAUUUGUUACAGGCCACGGAGUUAAAAAAGAAAAAGAAAUUAAGCCCCUAAUCCUCAAUUUCUCCAAAGACGGAAAUUAAAAAACCUAAUGUCUCCCCCUCAGCCCAUGUUCUUACUUCAUGCAUUGCUGAGUUUGUGAAAAAAAAAAUCUGAGUGGCUGAGCCCCAAAGCCACCAAGCCACCAUUCCCAUGAAAGGACCUGCAAGGUCAGCUGAAACCCAGGGCAGGGUGAAGUAAGAGUUUCCUUGAAUGGGAAAAUAGGCCUGUGGGGGACAGCAUUUCAGAGCCUUUGGAGGAGAAAGCAGUGCCUUUUUAGGUAGUCCUCCACUUAUGACCACAACUGGGAACGGAAUUUCCGUCAUAAGUCAUUGCAGUCGUAAAUCGACUCACCUUAUGACCGGAUCGGAUUUUAUGACUAUUUUUAUGAUGGUCGAUAAGCUGAUCACCGCAGUCAUUAAGCAAAUCCCGGAUUGUUAAGGGAAUCCAGCUUCCCCAAAGGAUGUUUUUUGCUGUUUUUUUGCUGGAAACAGGUUGCAAAUUGCGAUCAUGUAACCAGUUGUAAUGGUUGCCUAACCUAACAAAGCCAGACUCACAAGUGGGCUCUAGGAAAUCUGGUUUAUUGAAGGAUUAGUAUGCAAGUACAGAGAAAGCUGAGAAUGAGCAAAAGCGCGCCAAAUACAAAUUAAGAACCCUCGGCUCAAAACGUAAGACCUCCCCCCACCCAGCCGUUCUAACCGCCCCCCCUCCCAGGUGCCAGUAACUGUCUUCACCAGUCCUGGGAAAGCAACCUUGAGCAUUUGAGAAAACCCAAACACAUUCCAUUCCCUCAACCAAGAGAUAACAGUCCGGGCUAAGGCAGCCUCCCUUUCCUGCAAAUCGACCCCGCAAUUAACAACUGACACGUGAAGUGUUACAAAUCAAAUACGUGGUUAGCAAAUGACAUGUGAAGUGUUACGAUGUACCAGGCACAUUGAAACAGUGAACAUGACACCAGUCAUAAAUGCAAGCCAAGUGCCCAAAUUGCAAUUUCGUGACCGUGGGGUGGUAGGAUGAUUGCAAAUGCGAGUCCCAGUCGUAAAGCACUUUUUCUGAGGCCGUCGUACCUUUGAAACAUCAUUAAACGAAUGAUUGUAAGUCGAGGACUGCCUGUGUAGAGUUUCAGCUACAUCUCACAUCUCAAAUCAAGCCCGAAAUAAAUCGUCUUAGCUUUCCACUGCCGCAGAUAUCACGGAAUUGAAGAACCCAAAAGCUGCUUUCGGGCCAGUGCAGAACCCUUGUGUAAAGUAUGUCAUACUUUACCCCCGUCACAUUAAAGUGUUUUGUAUAAAAGCUGGUUCUCCUGUAACAUGUCCCUUUCUGCUUAAAGGUUCCCGCACUUUGUUGUUUCUUUAUGUGUAAGAAUAGCAAUUUUUUCUCAAUUCUUUUUCUUCUCCCUUUAAAAAAAAAAAGCUGUAUUGGUGCUUCUGUUGUUUCCUUAUAUGGGGUGCAAAGAAGAGAAAGAGAAAAGUCACUUGCUUUCAGAGCAGGGGGAUGUGGAACAGUGGUCUUCGAUGGAAAGCAACUUUUUUGGAUAGUGGAAACUGUCUUGGUUGCCCUGAUUCAAGAGUGUUUAUAAAAAACAAAACUUUUUUCACCUAACCUUUUAAAGUCAUUGUGUUUUUAGGCUAAAUGCAGCACUUCCUUUGUUAAGCUAAAGCAGUGUUUUCCAAACUUGGCAACUGUAAGAUGGGUGGACUUCAGCUCCCAGAAUUCCCCAGCCAGCCAUGGCUGGCUGGGGAAUUCUGGGAGCUGAAGUCCACCCAUCUUACAGUUGCCAAGUUUGGAAAACACUGAGCUAAAGUAUAAUAUAUAGGUUUUGCUGGAGCAAUUCCUAAUUUUAGAUUGAUGCAGAUUUUUAAAAAUAACCUUCUGACCCUGUUCUUCUAUUCAGAAUGUCUGGAGAAUUCAAAACUCAUCCAGGCAGCUGGUUCAAAUGGUUUUACAUUAAAGAAAAAGACCAGUUGUUUGCUGUCGUUGUCGCAGGGAUCAAGCCAAAGCAUCUUGCAGACGGGCCUUUUGGUACUUAGUUGCAAGCAAUGAGACAGUUAAAGGUUAUGGCUUCACUUUUGAUAGGAAAGUUUUCUUAUCAUUGGAUAAUUUGUAUACAAAGGGAAGAGGAGAGGAAAAACAGGUAAUUAUAGGCACUUGUGGGAAUUAGUCUUUAAUUUGGAGAAAGACCGGCAGCUGCAAAUUUCUUCCCAGGAUACUGUUCUACAUCUGAGGCUAGCUUUUACAUUUUUGGAUGUAGGUUACAGAUACUCCUUGCUUAACGACUGUCCAUUUAGUGAUGGUUUGGACUUACAACAGUGCUGAAAAAAGCAACUUAUGACCAGUCCUUCACUUACAACCGUUGAAGUGUCCUCAUAGUUACAUGAUCACAAUUUGGGUGCGUGGCAACCAGUUCACAUUUACGGCAGCAUCCCAUGGUCACAUGAUCACCAUUUUCAACCUUCCCAGCCAGCUUCUGGCAAGCAAAAUCAGUGAGGAGCUGUGAUUUGCUUAAUGACCAUGUGGUUCACUUAAUGACUGCAGUGAUUCACUUAACAGCUGCCGAAAAAUGGUCAUAAAAUCAAGUCGGAUUCACUUAAUGACCACUUUGCUUAGCAACUGAAAUUCUGGUCCCAGUUGUGGUUGUUAAGAGAGGACUACCUGUAAAUGUAAUCUGUGUUUUAUUGCCAUCCAGCUGUUUUCUGGUAUGAAACAAGUUGUGUUGCAGGAAAAAUAAUCCCUAAUAACAAAACUGGAGAAAAAUUUGGAAAAGCAAAAAAAAUUUACUUUUGUAUAGGAAGUCAUGCAACUAAGUUAAGGUUGGGUUAAUCAUGAUUUGUUAGAGGAGCCACAGUGGGCAUGUUCUCAUAGCAUGCUGAUCUGCAAGCCAUGGUUUACAGGACUAA